Molecule: messenger RNA, 3094 nt
Organism: Dimorphilus gyrociliatus
Lineage: Eukaryota; Metazoa; Annelida; Polychaeta; Dinophilidae
Source: the annotation of a GenBank genome assembly
GAUGAAAUGUCCAAAACUAGGUAAAGCUCUUCUUGGGGCUCAAACCUUUUGUGGUAUUAAUUAUUCGAAUGAUGAAUGUGGAGCAAAUGGACUACCAUUAACGCCCACUUCAAUAAAAAUUUUAGGAAGGUUCAAACAUCAAUUACUUAAGUUACGACAUCCAAACUUAUGCAAGUAUAUUUCUCUUCAUCGAAGUAAACAUGAAAGAGUGGUAGUUGUAGCAGAAUAUUAUGAGAAAAAUCUAUUGGAGAUAAUCAACAACCAAAGUGAAUAUUUUAGAGAUUUUGAACUUUUGAGCUGUCUUGCUAAUGAAAUAGUUGGUUCUCUGGUUUAUUUAGAUAAACACGAUAUUGUAAACAGAAAUUUGUCGCCAAGCGUUAUUUUAUUUGAUGAAAACAAUAGGGUAAAGCUUUUUGAAUAUGGGCUUUUUUAUGUUACUGGUUGGGGUCAAGACGUUAAAUUUCCUAUAGGACAGUUGAAAUAUAUGUCACCAGAAGUAAUUGCAGCUGGUCCAAAAGCCAAGUUUGGUAUAUGUAAUUUCUCUUCGAAAGUGGAUGUUUGGUCUGUCGGUCUCAUUCUAUUGGAAGCUUAUAUAGGUACAAUAUUAUGGAAAGAGCUUACGACUGCAAAAACUAUUAAGAAAAUUUUAUCUUAUUUGAAAUUUGAUGGAAGUGCCUUCGACAUUAUCAUCAAAGAAGAUCUUAAUGAAAAUCAACAGAAGCAGAUUAAACUCUUACCUUCCGAAAUAUAUACGCUUAUACGUCAAUGCCUGCUAAUAUCAGCAGCUGACAGACCGAAAAUUCAGGCGUUAUACAACUUUAGACUAUUUAAAAACUUUUCUAAGGAUGUUGAAAAAUUCGAUGUUCGUGAUGACAUGUUCGCUUCGACUUCACGCAUGAAGAACUUUGACUUUAAAUGCAACGCUGGAAAUGAAUGUAUGUCGGAUUUUCUGCUGGAAGAAAGAACUUUAGAUGAGAUUUAUUAUCUGUGGUGUAUAGCAGGUGGAGACGCUAUUAAUUCUUUCAAAAAAGCCUUCUUAGUUAGGCCAGAACCACCAGUGACAACUCUGCCUAAAUUCAUUUCAUUAGAAGGUGAAAGUGCUGGGCAAAUGAGAGACAAAUCAAAUUUAUAUGACGGAUCAGUUCUAAUAUUAUCUCAGGAUCAGCUACGAAAGAGAUUGUCAAAUCUAACAGAAGAAGAUUUUUUCCCACUUUUGAAUUCUGAACUAGAAAAAACUGGAGUUUCAACAAAUCGUUCAAGAAAUUCAAACGAGUUCAAUCAGUCUGAGUCUUUACCUAGAAUAAUAAGAGAGGCAGAUGUUGAAUAUCAAUUUCGAAGAAUUAUACUUUUUGACCGGCUUCUUUUGGCUUAUCCUUCAAAGCAGAGGGAUUUACAGAAAGAAGCUAGAAUUGAUAUACCGCCAUUUCUAAGAGCAAAAAUUUGGUCUGCAUUACUUAACGUGAAAGGUGAUAUUCAAGGUCACUUUGACUCAAUUGACAAAGAAACUACUAUUGCAAUCGACCGACAAAUUGAAGUUGAUAUACCUCGUUGUCAUCAAUAUCAUGAGCUGUUAUCAUCACCCAGCGGUCAUCAAAAGUUACGCAGAGUUCUUAAGGCCUGGGUUGUAAAUCACCCUGAAUAUGUUUAUUGGCAAGGAUUAGAUUCUUUGGCUGCCCCAUUUGUAGCUCUAAAUUUCGAUGAUGAAGCUCUGGCUUUUUGCUGUUUAGAAAAUUUCAUACCAAAAUAUCUGCAUAACUUUUUUCUUAAAGAUAAUUCUGAAGUUAUUCAAGAGUAUUUGGCAGUAUUUUCGCAUCUAAUAUCAUUUCACUUUCCUGAACUAAGCAAUCACUUAAAUGAGAUUGGCUUUGUCCCUGAUCUGUAUGCUAUACCGUGGUUUUUAACAAUGUUUGCGCACGUGCUACCAUUAACUUCAUUAUGGCAUAUUUGGGAUACUCUUCUGCUUGGUAAUUCCAGCUUUCCGUUGUGUCUUGGAGUAGCUAUCUUAGAACAAUUAUCCCCAAGAUUACUUCAGUGUGAAUUUAACGAAUGCAUUCUAUUAUUUUCUGAUUUACCAGAACUCGACAUCGAAAGAGUUGUCAACAACGCCAUAAAAAUUUUCCGGUCAACUCCAAAAACAGCUACAUAUCGACGUCAUGCGCACGUCAAAACAGAUGAAAAAAUGAAAGAUACCUACUACAGUGAAGAGUAUUCUUUGAAAAAAGAGUGCCUAAUUGCGAAUGACCCAAUAUCCCUCUCUGAACUAAAGAGAGAGAAACUGCCUAGAAUAUGCUCGCAGGACUUGCUAGAGUUAUUAGAAUUUCGCAAGUCUUCUCCUUCUUCUUCUCCAACAAAAGUUAAUGGAUCUGACACUUCGAAGCCCAAAAUGCUGAUUAUGGAUAUAAGGAAUCCAGAGGAGUAAAUAAUUUCAAAUUAAUAAUUCACUUUUAGUUGGUUAUCUCUUUGAAUAUUCUAGAUACGCUAAGGGAACUAUACAAGGAUCCAUAAAUAUCCCAUUUCAAAAUAGACCUAAUGAACUUAAACCUGAAUCUAUCACUAACAUUCGUCAGUCUAAGUUGAUCAAAGUAGUGUGUGGUUCGUACGACGUCAACGCUGUUUCCUUUGCUGAGAAGCUAUUAGAAUAUGGAUGUUCAGGAGUUUGCGUUUUACAUAGAGGAUUUGAAGGUGUUAAGGGUACUGGCAUAUUAAGCGUUCCAACUCCUCAGUUGUAAAUAUUUAUGCUAUAGUUAGACUUUUAACAUGCAUAAUAGUUUCAGUGUUCUUAAAAUAUAAAAUUUCGAUUUGUGUAUAGUUUUGUUUUUAUGAAAAAUCUGAUAUGAAACAAUUUCCAUUUAUAUAAAAUAUGUUAAAAAACCUUCGAAAGGGAAAAUAUAAUAAGAACAAAUUUCUAAGUUGAUUGUUAGCAUAAUUUAACAGUAUCGAACAGAACAGCUGAUACAGAAUAUUUCAUUAAAAUAUAUCAUUAGGCGUGCCAACAUCCAUGAAAUUUAUUCAAAUUUAGAUGUCAAUAGAGUAUAUCCAGACUUUUUGGAUCACAAAAGUAUAUAAUAAAUCUUUUGCACACGUUAAUACAGUU